This is a messenger RNA of Dacryopinax primogenitus, 843 nucleotides long. RefSeq lists its product as uncharacterized. Lineage: Eukaryota; Fungi; Basidiomycota; Dacrymycetes; Dacrymycetales; Dacrymycetaceae. The transcript has 3 exons. The record is from RefSeq and is a predicted model, not a curated record. Bases 1 to 843 code for a protein of 280 amino acids.
AUGCCUUCUGCCAAACUCCGGCAAAUGUAUGCACACCUCAACACCACUUGGUGCAUGAAGAUUGAGUGGGAACUGUUCCAGCAUCCCAUGACCUUCAAAGAGGCCGAGCAAGUCUGGUUGGUUGCUCAGUGCAAGAGGCAUAAAGCCGUGAAGGCACAACUUGCAGAAGCCAGCAAGCCAGAUGCAACAGCUGUUGUGUCUGAUGUGCCCAUGGCAAGCCUGUUUAUGGACCGCCAGGUGGCCCAGAUGCAUGUUGGAGUGCUGAGGGCAAAUGCAGGAUUCAGACCAAGCACAGCAUUCCCUGUGGCACAAGCAAGUACCUCCCAACCUAACAUCAUGCCGGCAGCAGCAUUCCAUGACUAUCUGGGAUAUACACCUGGUGCAGAGUCACUUCCCAUCCCUUCGAAGCUAGGGGCCAACAUGACAACCAAGUCAAUGGCUGCUUCUCUCCCAUCUGAGAAGCUGCUUACAGCCCUGGACUUGCAUGCCAACCCAGCAUUUGUCAAGAAGUAUGCUGAGCCUUACUGGACUGUGAUGAAGGAGCACAAGAGGUCCACCAGUCUUUUGCGUGAACUGGAGGAGGUCCUGCUACCCAUAUUGGGAAGUCUUGCAAAGCAGUUGGCUGCAGCACAGUGCCCCACUGAUGUGGUUGGUUUUCCCAGCACUUUGCUGGGAAAAGAGGCUGCUGAAGACUGGCAGAAGGCCAAGGAGAAGAUGGAGAGGGAGAUGGAGAAGCUGGAGAAGCAGAGGGAAAAAGAGCAAGCAAUGUGGGAUGCUGCUUUGGCCACAGGCGAGGGGGGUGUAUACAUGCAGACUAGCACAGGCACACCAUUCUAUGUUUGA